Messenger RNA from Amphibalanus amphitrite, 6817 nucleotides. Its product is annotated as collagen alpha-1(VII) chain-like. The coding region runs from base 74 to 6331 and encodes 2085 amino acids. Lineage: Eukaryota; Metazoa; Arthropoda; Thecostraca; Balanomorpha; Balanidae. The transcript has a single exon. The record is from RefSeq and is a predicted model, not a curated record.
UCCCGCUUCUGUUAGUAUCGCUCCUAUCCUUGAUAAUGCCAGGAAAACUGAAUCUGCUAGCACCGUUGGUGGCAUGCAAUCAUCUAAUGGCAAACCUAAAACGCCUAUCAUAUUGCCUGAUAUUGGGGAUGGUUAUUUGCCACCCACUUCAGAAUUUGUACCACCCAAAACCGGCUAUUAUGGGCAGAUACCAUCAAUUCCUUUUUCGAUCCGCCGAACGCCGAAUAAAGAACCUGGACCUCAGACGUCCACAUCUGGGCCAAGCAGCAGCAGACCAGAAUCUUCUAUUACGGCAACAGGUACUUCUGUGGCGGGAUCUGAAACCCCUAAGCAAUUUGGAGGGAAAGCAGGGCCUGCAACUAGACCAAGUGAUCCUCUACCCAGUACUACGGGCUCAACGUCUGCCACAGCAACGAGGGGGCCAGGGUCUGUGUUUGAACCCAGCGGGCCUAUAACACCUAGUGCCGAUGCUGGCCAAGCACCUGGGUCUUCAAGACGCGGAACAACGAAUGCAAUUUCGGUGUCAGGCUCUAGAGACCCAGGAUCAGAAACUAGAACACCUGGGACUGUUGUUUCACCUGGACCAGGUAUCAGGAAACCAGGCUCACCGUCAGAUAGACCUAAAGCAGAUAAAAGACCAGGAUCUAUCUCUGCAUCUCGUAAUCCGGAAUCACCUAACAGGAUUCCAGAAUCUGAGCCUGAAAGUGGCAGACCUGUAAGCACAAGUGGGACACUAGGAUCAACAUCGGUAUCUGUGAAACCUGGGACAAAGAGCAGAAUACCAUCAAAUGAAAAUAACGUUGACGGAGCUCGCAGACCCGGCCCAGGGAACAGAAGACCAGGAUCCAACAUUGGUACUGGAACGUCCACGAGACCUUCGAAACCCAUUCUUGGAAUCGGUAGGCCGAAACCAGAUGAUAGCAAACGGUCAGGAGAUCAAGUGGGAUCUGGUAAUCCCAGAGCACCAAACAGAAGGCCGAGCCUGUCAAGGCCUGGGUCGACGGCGCCAGGCCUCGUAUCUGAAGUUGGUAUGCCAGAGACCAUAGAUAAAAUCCCAACGUCUGUAAUUGAAACUGGUAAACCUGGAUCGUCGGGCUCGGAGACUGAUUCUGUGCCUGGGUCUGCGAGGCCGGGAACAAACAUAGGAAUACCCGGGCCUCUUUCAGGAAAUGAUAAAGCUGGUGCUUCAAAUAUAUUCCCCAAGGCUACAUCUGGAAAGCCUGGAGCAAGCAAAAAUUCAGCACGUGUAACGCCAGGCUCAGGGACAAACAGAAGGCCUGCACCAGUCCGCAAGACAACAAAGCCUUCUGGAGAUGACCAAUCAGGAAUACAACCUGGAUUGCCAGGAUCUUCUGGUGGGAUCACAACAUCUGACUCGACAAAGCGUAGACCUGGAUUUACGGUUGAUAGCCCGAGAGGGGGCAAUGACAUUCCAGGCUCACUGUCAGGGACGGACCAACCUAAAACAAAUAGAAUACCAGGGUUUGUGCUACAGCCUGGAAAGCCUGGGGAAAGAACACCUGGAUCCACCAGCCCUGGGUCAACCAGCAGAUCGCCUGGCUCUGGUACCAGAACGCAAAGUCCGGGAACAUCCGAUAGAACGCCGGGGAUUGUACAGAGCUCUAAUAAGCCAAGUUCAACACGUGACGGAGGCCCGGGAUCUGUUGUAGGUAUUGGCAAGACCGGUUCAUCAAUCAAAACCGCGGAACCUGCAUUUGGAUCGAGACCUGGACUCACUAGCAAUGCGGGAGACCGUACAUCCGGACCAGUUCAGCCAGGAACAGCAAGUAAAACGCCAUUGCCAAGUUUGGAGGCUAUUCAGUCCGCGGCACCAAAAAGAACCCCAGAAGCUGUAACUGAAUCCAGUAGCCCUGAAGCCGGGAGCAGGGCUCCGCUGCCGGGGCCUACCGCGGGAGUUUCUGGUAGACCAGUGACAGGCAACAGGUCCCCAGGGUCCUUUGGUACUCCUGACAAGCGAGGCCCGGGUCGUGUACCGGUAUCGAGUAGACCCGAAACAGACAGGGUACCGGGACGCAUUGGAACGGACAACUCACGUGCACCAAAUCGAGUGUCCGUGCCUGCUAAAGAAACUGGUAAGCCUGAAUUGUCAACAAUCAGUGGGCAAAGGCCGGUAUCUCUCAGGCCCGGAACAGCUAAUAGGACGCCGGGAUCCGUUGCCGGGAAGACAGAGACACCAAGCGAGGUGAUCCAGGAAGCCGAAAAGUCAAAACAAACCACUCGUAUCCCCGGAUUAGGUGGGUCGUCUAAAAAACCUGGACCAACAAGCAAACUGCCAGGGUCUUCAGCUGAAAUUGGUGCACCUGGGACAACGGGUUCGCUUGGAUCAGUUGGAGGGAACAAUAGACCUGGAUUGUCAGUCAGAGAACCUGGCUCAGUAUCGAGCAGGCCUACGGCAGGUAGAAGAACAACAGGUUCCGUUAGAGGAACCAAUAAACCUGGGGCACCAAAUACAAGACUAACAUCUAUCUCCUCCAAUCCUGGAUCUACUUCUACUGCAACGAGAGUUACAGCAGGCCCUCGAGAGUCUGCAUCCGGCGUAAACACGCCUAGCUCGGUAUCAGGAAUUGGCAAGUUUGGAAGACCUAGAAGACCUGGCUCUGUUGCAGUGCCCAGUAAGUCAUCAUCAGGUCGUGUAACCCCAGGGUCCCCGUCGAAUCCUGAAAUAAGUGGAUCCUUUGAUAAAGAUUCAGAAGCACCCAGAGUUGUAUCUACUGGUGGAAAGAAAACAGAAAGUAAGGAUCUUCCGGACAUUGGAGAUGGCUAUUUGCCGCCAGACUCAGAGUUCACUCCCCCUAAGACAAGCUACGCGGGUCUUCCUCCGUCUUCUGGCAGACCUUUCAAUAGAAGUCCGUCACUCCUGAACAAACCAGAAACAUCGACCGAUCCGAAAUAUGGUAACAGACCUGGACAAAUAGUGACUUCGGCACAGUCUGACCCGAAAUUGCGUCCAAAUGCCGUUCCUACAGGUCAACGGAUUCCUCCUCCAAGUCGUCAAGCAGGCGUUUUAAAGCGACCCAUUGCCUCCAAACCUUUGCCAGAGGUUCCUGAAAAAGAACCAACGGGCCCUGAUGGCCGUGGGCGAGAGCCCCCUAGAAGGACCACAGUUAACGGAAAAUUACCAGGAUCUUCUCAGCAAAAGAUACCUGUCCCUGGCAGACGCCGCCCUAUAUCAGUUGGCAAGACAAAACAAGAGCCGAAUACAAGUGUCGCCAAGCCUCUGCCUCAGCGAGGAACUGGAACAGCACCUCAAAGACGUCCAUCACGGCCAGUAAGCCGCCGACCAAGUGUUGAACAAGGCUCUUCUGGAGAUCCCAGCAGUUCUCAGACACCUGAGGUACAGCAGUCCUCUCGGGGCUCACUUCAGUCAGUUUCUGGACGACCAACAGCGGCGGACAGGCCUAGCGUCCGGCCACCAGCAAAUGUGUCUCCUCAACGUGUGAGGCCUGGUUUGUCCAGUCGUCGACCAGCCUCCGGACCAGGCAUCUCCGUACCUCGUCCUGUUGGUCAGGGUCCCGAUUCUCCUAGCCAGAUUGGUAGCAGUCGACCGAAUUCCCAAACCUCACCACAACGGCAGACAUCUCGGCCUACAAGCGGAACAGGGGGCCGACCUAGCACCUUCCAAGCUGGGGGAGUAUCUGGACCAUUGCGUCCCCGCCCUGUUUCUCGUCGACCUGGGUCUGGUAUCAGUGAAGAGCCCAAACAAAUAACUUCAGGUGGCUCCAGCCAACGGCAGCAACCGCGGCCGAUCAACAGACGUCCAAGCAGCGCCAUUGGUCAGGUCGUAGCCACAAAGCCCUCAAGUGGUAAAUCGCCACAGAUCUCGCGACCUGGUACUCGUCAGCCAAGUCGCACUAGACCGACUGGUGUGUCUCAACCAACAGCGCUUAGUUCGGUCGAAAGCCUACGACCUCGUCCUGUAAAUGGCCGUCCAAAGCCCACCGGGCAGAGAGGUGAGACGCCUGAAUCAUUGCCCACAAGGCCUCUGGGUGGAGAUGGAACAGGCACCGCCCAGCCAAGUGGAUCCGUAAAUGAAGUUUCUCCACAGGGUCCGACGUCUGUUCCUAAGAGCAGACCUAGUUUUGGUAGGGUCCCCAGUUCCAGACCAAACAAUCAGACAUCGCCUCAAAGGCGGCCUUCUUCCCGAGCUCCAGUUAGUCGGUCAGGCUCAAUCCAGACUUCCAGUGAUCCGAAGCCAGCGGCUGAAAAGUUCUCCCCAGCACGCAGACCGCGCCCUGCUUACAGUCGACCAGCAUCCAGCAAACCAGCUGAUCCUAAACAAACGGCGAUUCCCGAAUCUCGUCCAGACCAGACAAUUAACCCUGUUCUUAAUCAGCCCAAAACUCCCGGGAUUGCGGAUUCAUCCAUAUCGACAUCCCCUCAGAGACGUCCUCGUCCACCUUACUCGCAACCGAUCACUGGCGUCCAAACGGACUCGUCCCAAACAAAGGCAGGUGAAUCUCCUGAAAAGCAACCCGUUGCUGCCAUCCGUCCGUCAUCCUCUGGAGGACAACAAAAGCUUUCUUCGAAGCCUGAAACGUCCCCGCAGAGAAAACGACCUCGGCCUGCCUACAGUCGCCCGAGCUUGCCAAGACAGCCAAGCUUUCCCCAGACUAUAAGGGGUCAAUCCCCUGUCAGCCAGAAGCCCGGUAGUUCCAGCCGUCGACCGAUUGUUUCAACCGAGGGACAAAGGACAGGUGAUCUUAGCCGAAGACCUUCCACCACAGGACAGUCUGAAUCUCCGAAAUCUGAGACUGAUGCAGCUGUUCGACCUGACGUUCCCAGGAGAAGACCCGGUGCUGCUGCCAUUCGAAGGCCGAUUGCCACAGGACAGGAGCCCGGUGUGCCCAGCCGGAGGCCUAUCGCAACUGGACAGGCUGGAUCGCGUGAAACGGAGGGAGAUCGGGAAGAGAAACCUGGUGCUCCUGUCCGAAGACCUUUUGUUACAGGAACGACUGGAUCACCCGAAAUAGAGGGAACUCGGGGACAAAGGCCUGGUGUUCCCGGCCGAAAACCUGUUGUUUCGGGACAAACUGGGUCACCCGAACUUGAUGAGGGAACUCGGGGACAGAGACCUGGUGUUCCUAGCAGACGACCUGUUGCCUCGGGACGACCUGAGACAUCCGGAACUGUGGGAGAUCAAGUACAGACACCUGUUUCUCCCAGCAGAAGGCCUGCCUCCACAGAACAGGCGGGCUCGCCUGGAACGGGGGGAAAUCAAGGACAGAGACCUGGUGGUUACAACCCAAGACCAGUAGCCACAGGACAGAGUCCUAGUGUCCCCAGUCGGAGACCUGCAAGACCUACUGCUGUGGAGCAAACUGGAUCACCUGGAACAGAAGGAAGCGUUGGACGGAGACCUGGUUCUCCCAGCCGGCGUCCCUCUAACGGACAGCGCGUCUCGCCAGUAACAGAUGUAGAAAAGCCUGGAGUCAAAAUUUCCCGUUUUGACAAUAUACUGCCCGGUCCAACUAUUCAGCCCGUGUUGGUGGGCUCAACUGACAGCCAGAAUCUCGAGCCGACACCCAACAAACAAUCAUCUCGACCAGAUCCGAAGGUAAGUUCGCGAAAUCAGACCUCUGUUACUGAUAGCAAGAGACCUGGGGCUACUGGGCAGACCUUCCCAUCGCGCCCUGUCUCUGAGAGACCUAGGAGACCUUUGGGACGCCCCGACAGACUACCAUCUACCACUGAGACAGGACGUCCUGACAAACGACCGACUGCCACUGAGACAGACUCAACUCGGCCCUCAGUGGGCGGAACUCCGCCACGGCGACGUCGACCCCUCGGCCGACCUCAGCCUGGGUCCCCCGGACAGACCGUAUCGCCCCGACCGACUUCAGUAGGACAACCAGGACGACGACCUUCUCAGACACAGACGUCUCGCCCCGUGGACCGACAGCCUACGGACAACAGACCAGUAAAGACAUCUCGACCGGUAACGACUGCCUCAAGGUCAUCGACGACGACUCCGCUGCGUCCACCCAGUCCUUUCUCCUUCCGUCCUAGAACGACUGCCUCAAAGUCAUCGACGACGACCCCGCUACGUCCACCGAGCCCUUUCUCCUUCCGUCCUGGAACCGUCGACAUCGUGCCGAGCCUGGUGUUCAGCAUGCUGCCUCCCAGCGAGGAACCCUUCAGCGGCGUCCAGCCUGGAGGAUCCAGUGGUUCCAGUCCUGGAGACGUCGGUAGCGCCAGACCCCGAGAUCCAGAAAGCGUCGGUCUCGAAACACGCGCACCAGAGCCCCUCAAUCCGUCGGUCAUCAAGGCGCAGAACGAGGGAUUCUUCGGCUAUCUUCCCCCACCGCCGUAGCUUACAGAAUAUGGACUGCUGCUCCCUUCUGGUUUCCUGAGUGUGGGUUUGCGGUAGUGCGCACUUGGUUUAAAUUCGCAUCCCGGGAUACAGUAUCGAAGUCCAGGUAGUGUAGUCAAUAUGUAAUUAGUCACCUGUUUUCUAUGUUAGUGUUUUGAGAUAGGCGUGCCUUGUUAGAGAUUUCCUUGUUCAUCUUCGUUGGGUGUAUUGAAUUAGUUGUGCGCUAACAUAGCCAAAUAAAUAACGUCAUGAUAUUACACAUUUUUGUUGAGCUGCUUCAUAGAUAACCUAUCGAUUCAUAAUAAAUGAGUGGUGGACAUCGUAAAUAUUUGUUUCGAAGUGCCUAAGUAAGCACUGACUGACCCCACGUAAGAAACGAGCAUACUCUGCAGCAAAAAGGUUCCAGCAUAAUCAGGCUGAUGAAUGAAUAAUUGAAACUUUUUAGGGUAAACGGCAGAGGUAAACGUAACAUCAUUAUGCGCAUUG